AUGAGUCUCAAAAUACGAAUUUUCUCUACCCACGUUACGAAAUAUGUCCAGCUUGGUUCGAGUUAUUACAACCAGUGAUGGGCGUUUACUCCCGCGUAUACAUACAUCGAUUAUCUAGGUUUUGAUGUAGAUGAUAUGUGUAUAUACAGGGUGUUUGCAUACAAAGUCUUGGGGAUAUGAUAGGGCAGACCAUUUAGAAUCUUUUAAGCCAAAAAUACCUUAGUUCAAAGUCUUACGGUUUUCGAGUUAUUCGAGAUUUUCGAUUUUAUGGAAAAAAAAUAUGCCUUUUGUUCCUGUUAGGGGAGACCGGGGCUGGUUGUCACAUGGGUUGGUUGUUACAAUGGUUAAAUCUCAGCAGCUCCGCAAAAUGUAUUUGCCUGGCGCGCUACACAUCGUUUCUGCGUCCGCGCAGAACACUUGUAUUCAGUACGAAAGUUGUCUAAAUUUUUCGUUUGCCACAAAAUUUGUGUUUUCAAGACUACAUUUGAUAAUAAAAAGAAC
This is a messenger RNA of Acanthoscelides obtectus, 501 nucleotides long. The record is from the annotation of a GenBank genome assembly. Lineage: Eukaryota; Metazoa; Arthropoda; Insecta; Coleoptera; Chrysomelidae.